GCCUCAGCGUUACCAAAAGGAACGUCUGGGUCACCACAAUUAUAGCCAUUUUCAAUGGACACUUUUCACAAACAGGUGGUGAUCAUUACAGGAUGCUCCUCCGGCGGCAUCGGAAACGCCCUGGCCCGAGCUUUUGCAGCCAGGGACUGCCUAGUUGUCGCCACUGCGCGCACACUUUCUUCCAUGGCUGAUUUAAGCAAUGAUCCUGAUGUGUUUUUACUUCAGCAACUUGAUGUUCUGUCAGAUCAGAGCGUUCGAGAAGUUGUCGGUAAUGUAAUCGAUAAGUUUGGGCGUAUUGAUGUUGUUGUUAAUAAUGCUGGUGUUCAGUGUAUCGGUCCUCUUGCGGAAAUGCCUCUUUCUUCGAUUGAACAGACGUUCAACACAAACGUUUACGGUUCCAUGAGGUUGAUUCAAGCAGUUGUUCCUCACAUGGCAUCAAGGAAGAAGGGAAAGAUUGUGAACGUUGGAAGUGUGACUGUUAUGGCACCUGGACCAUGGUCAGGUGUCUACACUGCAUCCAAAGCAGCUAUACAUGCACUAACUGAUACAUUAAGGUUGGAGCUGAAGCCAUUGGGAAUCGAUGUUAUUAAUGUUGCACCUGGAGCUGUGAGAUCAAACAUUGGAAAUUCGGCUAUAGCCAACUACAAUAGGAUGCCGGACUGGAAAUUGUACAAGAAAUACGAAGCUGCAAUCAAAGAACGAGCGUAUUUUUCACAAAGUCAAAAGUCAAUGCCGUCGGAAGAAUUUGCAAACAAGACAGUAGCUGCCAUCCUGAAAGAAGAUCCCCCUUCUUGGUUCUCUUUGGGGGGUUACUCCACAAUAACAGCCAUCAUGUACUAUUUGCCUAUCUUUCUCAAAGAUUUCAUUUUAAGGAAAGCUAUGAAAUGUUAGUUUCUGUAACUUGUUCCACCACAUGCAUCAUGCAUCAUGCAUCAUGCAUCAUGCAUCAUGCAUAUACAUACACAUACACAUUCUAUUCCUGUAACCUGUGUGUUAUAAGAGAGUAUGAUCAAUUAAUCAGUUAUUCAAUAUCAUAUAGAA
This is a messenger RNA of Cynara cardunculus var. scolymus (artichoke), 1041 nucleotides long. RefSeq lists its product as uncharacterized. The record is from RefSeq and is a predicted model, not a curated record. The transcript is spliced from 3 exons. Lineage: Eukaryota; Viridiplantae; Streptophyta; Magnoliopsida; Asterales; Asteraceae. Gene Ontology annotation, cellular component: endoplasmic reticulum. Bases 55 to 891 code for a protein of 278 amino acids. Gene Ontology annotation, molecular function: oxidoreductase activity.